GCUUACGUAAAUUUGUUUGUCCCGUCUAUAAUUAGAGGACGCGUCAUCAAGCUAACACUAAUGUGGGUAGCACGUGACCUGUGUGUACACAAUGCUUGUUUGUCCAGUCAGGAACAGAGAAGGUACAUUUUCUAUACACCAUGGACAUACUGGGAAUAGUGGACAUCAAUGGUUGGAUUUUACUGGUCGUUUUUCUACUGCUUGCUCUUUACCUACGUAUACGAUGGAAGUUCGGGCUUUGGCGUCGUCUUGGAGUUCCCGGGCCCGAUUACCUCCCCUACAUUGGGGCUUUGAAGGAGAUGAGCAAACUCGGAUUGAUGGAAUUCGACUUUCAUCUGAUCAAAACUUACGGAAGAGUUGUUGGCACCUAUCUGGGUAGCGCACCUUCCCUUUUGAUUGCAGAUCCCGAUAUUAUAAAAAAUGUUUGCGUAAAAGAUUUUUCCAAGGCACCGAACAGAUAUGAAUUUUCUGAGUCCCAAAGUGAAUUGCGAAAGGGCUUAAAUGCUUUGGAAGAUGACCAUUGGCGAUUUGUGAGAAACACACUUCUUCCGACAUUUUCAAGUGGGAAAAUGAGAAAGAUGAAUCCUCUUCUACAGCAAAAGUAUGAACUGCUAUUGCAGGGUUUGAAAAAGGAUGCAGAUGCCGGAAAAACCAUAGAAUUCAAAGAGGUGUUCGGUAGAUUCACCAUGGAUGUAAUAGCCUCGCUUGGAUUUGGGAUGGAAAUAGACUCACAGACAGACCCCAAUAAUGCGUUUGUUAGAUAUGCCAAAGAACUCUUCAACGUCAAUUUUUCGUUACUUUUAUUUCUCACAGUGAUCAUCCCGAAAUUUGAUGUACUAUUAAACUACUUCAAGAUAUCCCCAACUAAUAAUCGAAGAGUCAUGGAUUUCUUCAAAUCGGCGGUUCGUCAGGCCAUCGAGAUGCGAGAUGAAGGCGACCAGAAUAGGAAAGAUUUGCUACAACUAAUGCUGAAUGCACACAAGGACACGGACAAGAACGAGGUAGAGGAGAAACAGCGCUAUGAAGGAGAUCCGCAAAAAUGGAAAGACCGAAGUUUAACUGAAGAAGAAGUGACCGGAAACUCAAUAUUCUUUCUUAUUGCUGGCUUUGAUACAACGUCUACCACCAUGACAACCAUGGCGUACUCUCUAGCAACCAAUCCAGAAAUCCAGGAACGACUCGUUAACCAAAUAGAUUCAAUCAUCGGGAGGGACCUUCCUACAUAUGACAAUGUACAGAAAGUCGAUUAUCUAGACUGGGUUUUCAAUGAGACCCUGAGACUUUAUCCUCCAGCUGUAAGAACUAAUCGAAAAAGCAAGACGGAGAUCGACGUAGCUGGUUAUAAGAUUCCGAAGGACGUGGACCUUUCGUUCGCAAUUUAUGUGUUACAUAGAGACCCCGAAUACUGGACAGACCCCGAGAAAUUUGACCCAGAAAGGUUCUCUCCUGAGAACAAAGCUGGCCGUCAUCCAUAUGCCUACCUUCCGUUCGGUCACGGUCCUAGAAACUGUAUAGCACAACGUUUAGCCGCCAUGGAGGUUAAAUGUGCAUUUGUGUACAUACUUCAACAUUAUCGCUUUGCUACAUGCGAAGAAACUGAGAUUCCGAUGAAAUUUAAAAAAUCUGGUUUAUUGAAACCCCUAAAUGGAGUAAACUUAAAACUGGUGGAGAGAACUUCGAUCUGAUAUCUCAACAACAUAGUGUGAACACUUUUAUUGAUUAUAUUAUGUUUUAGUAACGCAAUUACAAGGUUUGUUUAUAAAUAUACUAAUUCGAAUGAUUUGCAGCGAAUUCAAUAAAUUAGAUGUUUUGUGUC
Ostrea edulis (European flat oyster) is the source of this 1816-nucleotide messenger RNA. Its product is annotated as cytochrome P450 3A24-like. The record is from RefSeq and is a predicted model, not a curated record. The transcript is spliced from 14 exons. Gene Ontology annotation, molecular function: heme binding; steroid hydroxylase activity; iron ion binding. The coding region runs from base 141 to 1685 and encodes 514 amino acids. Lineage: Eukaryota; Metazoa; Mollusca; Bivalvia; Ostreida; Ostreidae.